AUGCUAACAAGGGAGAGAGAGGGAGCCGGAUCGCGCGGCAACUCCCAGCCUCCGUUGGAGGAGAGAGGGAGGGAGGGAGCCGGAGAGAGCGAGCGCGCGCGAGGGCGAGCCAUGCACAUGAUCUAUCUGGUGGUGAAAGCAGCCGUCGGACUGGUGCUGCCCGCCAAGCUGCGGGACCUGUCGCGGGAGACCGUCCUCAUCACCGGCGGCGGGAGAGGCAUCGGGCGCCAGCUCGCUCGCGAGUUCGCAGAACGCGGCGCCAGAAAGAUCGUUCUCUGGGGCCGGACUGAGAAAUGCCUGAAGGAGACGACGGAGGAGAUCCGGCAGAUGGGCACUGAGUGCCACUACUUCAUCUGCGAUGUGGGCAACCGGGAGGAGGUGUACCAGACGGCCAAAGCUGUCCGGGAGAAGGUGGGUGACAUCACCAUCCUGGUGAACAAUGCAGCCGUGGUCCACGGGAAGAGCCUGAUGGACAGUGAUGAUGAUGCACUUCUCAAGUCCCAGCACAUCAACACCCUGGGCCAGUUCUGGACCACCAAGGCCUUCCUGCCGCGGAUGCUGGAGCUGCAGAAUGGCCACAUCGUGUGUCUCAACUCCGUGCUGGCGCUGUCUGCCAUCCCCGGCGCCAUCGACUACUGCACGUCCAAGGCCUCGGCCUUCGCCUUCAUGGAGAGCCUGACCCUGGGGCUGCUGGACUGUCCGGGCGUCAGUGCCACCACUGUGCUGCCCUUCCACACCAGCACCGAGAUGUUCCAGGGCAUGAGGGUCAGGUUUCCCAAUCUCUUCCCUCCACUGAAGCCGGAGACGGUGGCCCGGAGGACGGUGGAAGCUGUGCAGCUCAACCAGGCCCUCCUCUUGCUCCCCUGGACAAUGCAUGCCCUUAUCAUCUUGAAAAGCAUACUCCCACAGGCUGCCCUCGAGGAGAUCCACAAAUUCUCAGGAACCUACACCUGCAUGAACACUUUCAAAGGGCGGACAUAAGGCGGAACGCAGAGACAGGCUUGAAAGCCACAGAACCUGAGAGGGCCUGGGUACCUGGGCAUAUGUCCACACGCCUGUCUCUUGGCACACUUCUGCUGGGUGAGCGGAACUGCUCCUGUCCUGGGGAAGAAUCUGGCUGCCCACCCCCAGGCCAGCCCCAGGACCUUUGCACAGGACUGAUAGCCGUAAAUCUGACCCCCAUGGGGAGGCAAGAAACCAGCCAGCAGCUGCCUUGACACUUUUGUACAUUUCUGAUUCUGUAGAGUUUAUUGUUAAAUGGCUUCUUGAGUCUAACCAGCCUCAGCAAUGUGCAUAGACCAUUUCCGGGAGGGUCUGUGCCCAUGUGCUCCUCCUUCCCCUCCAAAAUCCACUCAUCCUCAGCUUGUGCAAACUGGUUAAACGGCAGGAAUGAAAAAUAAAUAGAUGGCUUUUGCAAA
Molecule: messenger RNA, 1418 nt
Organism: Camelus dromedarius (Arabian camel)
Lineage: Eukaryota; Metazoa; Chordata; Mammalia; Artiodactyla; Camelidae
Gene: DHRS3
Product: dehydrogenase/reductase 3
Exons: 7
Coding region: 1-981 (326 amino acids)
Biological process (GO): retinoid metabolic process; regulation of retinoic acid receptor signaling pathway
Cellular component (GO): lipid droplet
Molecular function (GO): all-trans-retinol dehydrogenase (NAD+) activity
Source: RefSeq, a predicted model, not a curated record